Messenger RNA from Dreissena polymorpha, 4858 nucleotides. RefSeq names its product dolichyl-diphosphooligosaccharide--protein glycosyltransferase subunit STT3B-like. Gene Ontology annotation, biological process: post-translational protein modification. The record is from RefSeq and is a predicted model, not a curated record. Lineage: Eukaryota; Metazoa; Mollusca; Bivalvia; Myida; Dreissenidae. Gene Ontology annotation, cellular component: membrane. Gene Ontology annotation, molecular function: dolichyl-diphosphooligosaccharide-protein glycotransferase activity. The transcript is spliced from 17 exons. Bases 46 to 2370 code for a protein of 774 amino acids.
GUUUGUGAUUGGUCAUUCUGCCUCACCGUGUUCCGUGUCGCGAAGAUGGCCGACACCGGUAUGAAAACAGAAGUUGCUUCAACAAUGUUCAAUCCGGGAGGCUGGAAAAGUCUAAUCUCGUUUGCAACACUGACUCUUGCAUGGCUUGUUGGCUUCAGCGCCCGGUUGUUUGCUGUCAUCCGCUUCGAAAGCAUUAUCCACGAAUUUGAUCCAUGGUUCAACUACAGAGCCACACAUUAUAUGGUGAAUCAUGGCUUCUACAACUUUCUCAACUGGUUUGAUGAGCGUGCAUGGUAUCCACUGGGCCGAAUCGUUGGAGGCACAGUGUACCCCGGGCUGAUGGUGACCUCGGGCUCCAUCCACUGGUUCCUGCAUCUCCUCAACAUUCCUGUGCACAUUAGGGACAUCUGCGUCUUCCUUGCUCCCAUAUUCAGUGGUAUGACUGCAGUGUCGGUGUACUUGUUCACAAAGGAGAUCUGGUCUGCAGGGGCAGGGCUGUUUGCUGCUUGCUUCAUCGCCAUUGUGCCUGGCUAUAUAUCUCGGUCCGUCGCUGGCAGCUAUGACAACGAAGGAAUUGCUAUUUUUGCUCUUAUGUUCACAUAUUAUCUUUGGAUAAAAUCACUGAAGACUGGGUCAUUAUAUUGGUCAAUUUUAACAGCUUUGUCAUAUUUUUACAUGGUGUCUGCGUGGGGUGGCUAUGUGUUCAUCAUCAACCUCAUCCCCCUUCACGUGUUUGUAUUGAUACUCAUGGGACGCUACUCCAGGCGUAUAUAUGUUGCAUAUAACUCAUUUUUCAUUGUGGGCCUGAUACUGUCCAUGCAGGUGCCGUUUGUUGGGUUCAAUCCAAUAUCUACCAGUGAACACAUGGCCUCCGCAGGAGUGUUUGCCUUGCUGAAUGCCUACAGUCUGCUGAAGUACAUUCAGUCCUUCCUGACAAAGGCCGAGUUCAAGUUCUUCUUCAUUGUGGCUGUGGGAGCUGCGGCGGGCCUCAUAUUCUUGGCGGUGGUUGGAUUGACCUGGGCAGGCUUCAUUCAUCCGUGGAGCGGUCGCUUCUACUCCCUGUGGGACACAGGCUACGCCAAGAUCCACAUUCCCAUUAUAGCGUCAGUCUCUGAACACCAGCCGACCACAUGGGUCUCAUUCUUCUUUGACCUUCACAUCCUCGUGUGUGCGUUCCCUGCUGGAGUCUGGUACUGUGUCAAGGAAGUCAACGAUGAGAGAGUUUUUGUGGUAUUGUACGCCAUAUUUGCCAGCUACUUUGCUGGAGUGAUGGUUCGCCUGAUGCUCACUCUGACCCCUAUCGUGUGUGUGGCAGCUGCCAUUGCUUUCUCCAGGGUGUUUGAGAUCUACCUGAAAGAUGACUCCCCGAAACCCGAGCGCAAGGACUCCACGGACUCUCAAGACAAGCAGACUGAUGGCAAAUACUAUGACAAGGUUGGAAAGGCAAAGAAGGAUAAGAAGGAAGAGAAGCCUUUGAAGGACAAGGACGCCCUGGGCAUCAAUGUCAAGUCCAUUGUGGUCAUCGUUCUCCUCAUGGUGCUCAUGUUGUUUGCUGUCCACUGCACCUGGGUAACCUCCAGCGCCUACUCCAGCCCUAGCAUCGUACUUGCCUCGUAUAACAAUGAUGGGAGUCGUACGAUCCUGGAUGAUUUCCGUGAGGCGUACUACUGGCUGAGAGAGAACACGGAGGACAAGGCCCGCGUCAUGUCAUGGUGGGACUACGGAUACCAGAUAGCAGGCAUGGGCAACAAGACCACUCUCGUAGAUAAUAACACUUGGAACAACAGCCAUAUCGCCUUGGUGGGAAAAGCCAUGUCAUCCAAUGAGAGUGCGGCUUACGAGAUCAUGCGAGCUCUAGAUGUGAACUACGUGCUGGUAAUAUUUGGUGGUGUGAUUGGAUACUCUGGCGAUGACAUCAACAAGUUCUUGUGGAUGGUCAGAAUUGCUGAGGGUGAACAUCCUAAAGAUAUCAGAGAGUCAGACUAUUUCACCCCCCAGGGAGAGUUCCGUGUGGAUUCCGCUGGCUCCCCAACACUUCUCAACUGUCUUAUGUACAAACUCUCCUACUACCGAUUUGGGGAAUUACAGUUGGAUUUCCGCUCUCCUGCGGGCUAUGACAGGACUAGAGGGGUGGAGAUCGGCAACAAGAACUUUGAUCUGACCCACCUCGAGGAGGCCUACACGUCAGAGCACUGGCUGGUCAGGAUCUACAAGGUCAAGGACCUCGAGAACAGGGAGGAGAUCAAACCAACCAAACCUGUCAAGAAAUCCAGCAAAAAGUCAUCACAAAAAAAGUCUGGCAAAAAGAUGGGAAGUAUAAAAAAUCAACCGAAAAUAGUGAAGGGAAAGAGACCUAAAUCAAAGAAAUAGUGUGUUUUUAAUUAGUAAUACAGAUUUCAUCCAUUUACAUAUUUAUAUUAAAGUGCAAAACUGACGUUAUAAAAAUAUCUUAGGAUAUAUAUAUUGAAUUGUUCUAGGUUCUAGACCAACUAAUAUAGAAUAAAUGGUGAAUGAUUUGAAUGAUUAUAAUUUUGAAUGUUGCCUACAUCUACUAAUGCUGAAAGGUAUAUAGCAAAUGUUCAUAAUUGUGAAUGAUACCAUCACAUGUGUUGGCUGUCCAGAUAUCCAGAUAUUAUUUGAAUCAUUGUAAUUAAAUUUGUUUAAAUAAAGGAGAUAUUAAAGAGACUUUUCAAAGCUAUACUUUGCCUUGUAUGACUUGUAAACAAAUGUUAUUACAUGAUUUUGUAAUGUGUUCGUUUCCUUACUUUUUUGUUAAGCGUUUAUUUUUUAAGCCAAAGUGUGAAAUUUCUUUUCAAUUCAUCAUCAUCAACAGAGUAUACUUGUAUUGCCAUUUGUGUGUGUGGAAAAAAAAACAUGUUUUCUGUCAAGAAUUUCAUAGUAGAUCAUUUUGAUAUUUGUAGUUUUGACUUUAAUGUCUACCUGGUAUUGUAGCUUCUGGCUUCUCGCAUUAACUUGUCUAGGUAUUCUUUUGUAGCCUGUGUUGAAAUCAUGUCUAUACUUUGUAAAUUCUUUUAUUAAUAGGGUAUUAACUUUAAACACAUAUUCGUAAAGGUGUUUUACCAGAUUCUUUAUGUUGUGAACGUUAUUUCAUUGAAAAUAAUUACUGUAAAUGGUUUUUUAAACAUAUUUAUGUAUGGUCACAUACCUGUUUAAAGAAAAAAGAAUAAUAUUAAAGCUGUGGUUCUACUAUUUCCCUCUAAACAAAUAAGGUCCUAAAUCCCCCAAUAUGACAUUAUUAUGCCCCCGGAUCGAAUGAUCGGGGGUAUAUUGUUUUUGGCCUGUCUGUCAUUGUAUGUGUCUGUCUGUCAUUGUAUGUGUCUGUAACAAAUUUUAACCUUGGUUAAACUUUUGCAAUAACUUUUGCAAUAUUGAAGAUAGCAACUUGAUAUUUGGCAUUCAUGUGUGUCUCAUGGAGCUGCACAUUUUGAGUGGUGAAAGGUCAAGGUCACCCUUAAAGGUCAAAGGUCAAAUAUAUGGCUUCAAAGCGGUAGGGGGCAUUGUAUUUCUGGCAAACACAUCUCUUGUUUUGAUAUUGCAAUCCUUCCAACUUUUGGUGCAUGGCUUUAUCUCUAGUCAUAUCAUUGCAUUCUUUGGUUUUACCAUCAUUACAGCUGGCAAACUGACAUUACUGCACAUGUGAAAAGUAUAUUUAAUUAAUGCAACCGUGUUUUCUUAACAUAAAUCAAAUUGAUGAAAUUUUUGUAAGUUUUUUUAUUUUUACUUUGGUAUUACUGUCAAAUAUGGAUGGAACAUUGUUUGGAGGCAACUACUUUGUUUCAGUCUAGCUCACGCUGUUUGUGUAUAUAUGUUUUAACUUUCUUUCAGUUUUGAUUUAUAUCAGUGUUCUAUGGAUUUGAAAUCAUGAUGUAACAUGUAUAAUAGCUAUAUUUAUACUGGUGAGCAUUUUGUAAAAUAUCUUUCAUUUUUCAUGUUACUGGCUUCUUGUGGGUUUUUCACAUGAUAGUGUUAUGCUUGCCUUAUUUAUAGAAAUUUCACUAUGUGUUUCUUACUCAUUCAGAAAAUGAACUUAGCACAUUCAAUUUUUUUCCAAGUUAUUCCUGAGUUACAAUUCACUGCUUGUUUACCUAAAUAUAUUUUGUAUUUAAAAAAAGUUCCAUUUUAAAACUUUAGUUCUUGAUUAUUUGAAUACAUGUAUCAUUGCUUGCAUCUUCCUAUCACUGGUCAAAGUACACCUAUCACACGUUGUAUGGAGUACUUUUUUUUAUCAGUUUGGUGUCUAUUAAUUUUUUGUAUGAAAGAGUUGUUACUACAUGUAUGUUGAUGGGAGAAGAUCUUGUAUGUUAGUAAAUGCUGACAGUUGUGCUAGUUUGAUUUUGCAGUUUUCUCCUUGCUUUCUACAAAUUAUGAAUAGUUGUGACAUUCCAUUGUGCCUGUGUAUCAUCAUGUCCUUUGGUGUUAACGGUGAAGAAUCAAUUAAUUUUAUAGGAUUUUUAAGUGGUUUAGAAAAGUACCAAAUGCGUAACUACGAUAUAAAUUCUGAUAUAUAUUGUUAGCUUGUAUAAUUUUUGUUGAUAUUUUGAACUUUGUUAGACUAUAAAAUUGAUUUUAUUUUCAUUAUUUGGACCAAAAAUGUAUCACGCAGAAUUAUUUCUUUUAAUGAUAAGUCUUUGUUUUGAGUUGUGUUUCUUGGUUAUUACACUGAAACAUUUCAAAGGUGAGAAAAUUCACAAUAUAUGACUGUCUGUGGUAUCUGCAUUGGAUAAAAGAAAUCACACAUUUUCCUGCGCAGAUGAAGUAAAGAUGAUUGUGCUGUUAUAUGAAAUAUAGUUAUAACACUGACCAUUUAAUUGUUGAGAAUUAAAAUGUGAAAAGGUUA